Messenger RNA from Zalophus californianus (California sea lion), 5096 nucleotides. It is a transcript of the gene BRD2, whose product is annotated as bromodomain containing 2. Gene Ontology annotation, cellular component: nucleus; chromatin. Gene Ontology annotation, biological process: chromatin remodeling; regulation of DNA-templated transcription. The record is from RefSeq and is a predicted model, not a curated record. The transcript has 14 exons. Bases 2066 to 4477 code for a protein of 803 amino acids. Lineage: Eukaryota; Metazoa; Chordata; Mammalia; Carnivora; Otariidae.
GGGAGGGCUGUAGAAAGCGUGGUCUGAGACAGGAGGGAGUGAGGCUUAGGACCUGGAAUGAUUUCACAGCUCACAGGGUUUCGGGUUUCUCCAGGGUGGCGUCUUUUGCCUUCUUCAUCCCCUCCCCCAUUCCUGAACAGUUCUCUCCUUGUGUACUGCGGGGGAGGGAACGGAAAGGAGGGAAGAGUUACUUUCCCAAAUUCCUGACUAGCUGUUAGCCUCCCCUGUGACUCAUGUGGGGGAAGGGAGGUUUGGGAGGGAGUAGGGAGCAGUGAUUUUCCGGAAUGCAGGAAAGUAAGCCAGAGUAAGGUCUGGCUGCCCUUUCGCUUUCGAAUACCCAGCAUUUUCGCGACCUCCUAAAUUUUUCUUCCUGGCCGGCCCCCUAAUGGGCCUCUGCAAACUUGCGAGGCCUCGGGCGGAGAACUGCCGAUUUAGGAGGCUGGGCCACUAGGGGGAGGGGAUGGGGGGAGGGGAGAAGGCCUCAGCAAAGUUGCUGUGUCAUUGCCCGCCCUGCUGCAGCCACCCGCGCCAGCCAGCAUGUACUUUUGGGGCCGAAGCCUGAUCCCUGCGUGGGGGAGGGCGGUAGUAACAGGGGAAGAGGCUUCCUUCCCGGUGUGCACUUCCCCCCGCAGGGUUUGCCCGACUCGGGUGGUCGAGAAGACGUGAGAUUGGCGGCCAUUUUAGACGCAGUAACCGAGAUAUGCAGUCUGUUUUCUGUCUUGGUAUCCAGAGAAGGGGAGAUGGAGAGGGAGACCUCCCGCUAAAGCCCAGAUUCCUCACUGCAGCGGCCUCUCUGCCGAGAACAACAACCCGCCAGGCGUCCUGCGGCCACACCCUGGCGGGCCCAGGCUGGCUACGCCCACGCGGCCCCCUCCUGUCCUGUCGGUGUGGCCAAUGGAGGAGCUACGAAUGGCACGACCUGCCAGAGCUUGGCAGUCGCCGGUCGCACCGGUCUUGGACGUCUGGGAAGACUUUGUUGGAAGGGGAGGCGGAGAGAGGGUGCUGCACCCAUGCCAACCUCUCUCUUUCCCUGGAGUCGCCGAACCACAGCGCAGCCAAUUGGCUCAGAGAUGUGGCGGGUUGCCGGUUCCCUAUGGGUCUAUGCGGCACUCUUCUGCCUAGUGACUGACACCUUGGAAAUGAAGCUUAUGACGUCAUCGCUCCAGCCAACCAAUAGAAAACGCUCCCGCGGAGAGCUGUUCCUCCCCUUUCGACUCUGCUUCUUCACGCGCGUGAGCGAGCGUGCGCGCGCGGAGGGGGUGGGGGAAAUCUCGAGCACGGUGGCGCGCAUGAGCGGCGAGGCUCCUCCUCCCUGCCUAUAUAUAAAGGGCUGGCGCGGGGCUCGGCGGCGCCAUUUCGCGCUGGAGUGGAGCAGCCUCUAGAACGAGCUGGAGGAUUCUGCCUACUGAUUAGAGAGCCUUCGAGUCGUCGGGGGCCGCCAUUGCAAUCCACGUCCAUCCGUUUGGAAAUGGCCUUCGUCUCGGCCUAUGACCGGUCCCGGCGGACAGUACAGACCCCAUAGAAGCCCCCGACGCUCCCCUUUUUCGGGCCCCGCCCAAUUCUCGGAGUCUGUCCACCCCCUCUACUCCGCCCUCAAGAGGAUUUCAAAGAUGGAGGCGGCGGCUCCCUAAACCACUUUUCGUGUUCAUCCGCCUCCAUCCGAGAUCGAAACGGGACCUCGUCCGCUGCGGGCAGUCCCAGCAGGAAGAGGGGAUCCUUGCAGAUCAACAGCGGGCAGUAUUGACGACGGCGUUCGGGAUUGGGGGCCGUCCUAGUGUUUGAGGAGUCCGUCCCCCCUCGCUCGCCCGCCUGUGCUGAGGCCGCCGCCAUUUUCUCGCUGUCCGCCUCCCGCGGAGCGCGCCAAGCUGCUGGGAAUCCUCCGAGAAGCCGCGGAGAAGAUUGCGUUCGUGCCGGCCCGGCGGGGGUGUUGUCGCCUGGAGGGCCAAGGGCAGCGGCCCUCCACCCCUCCCCGACUCCCCGGGUUAUGCUGGACCGGGAGGUAAGGGGAACCGAGGCCACCCGGACUUUCCGCGGCUGAGGGCAGCGCCGGUUCCCCGUGAUCAAGAUGCUGCAAAACGUGACUCCGCACAGCAAGCUCCCUGGGGAGGGGAAUGCAGGGUUACUGGGGCUGGGCCCAGAGGCAGCAGCGCCAGGGAAAAGGAUUCGAAAGCCCUCUCUGUUGUAUGAGGGAUUUGAGAGCCCCACAAUGGCUUCAGUGCCAGCUUUACAAUUGACCCCUGCCAAUCCACCACCCCCGGAGGUGUCCAAUCCCAAAAAGCCAGGACGGGUUACCAACCAGCUGCAAUACCUGCACAAGGUGGUGAUGAAGGCUCUGUGGAAACAUCAGUUUGCGUGGCCCUUCAGGCAGCCUGUGGAUGCCGUCAAACUGGGUCUGCCGGACUAUCACAAGAUUAUAAAACAGCCUAUGGACAUGGGUACUAUUAAGAGGAGACUGGAAAACAACUAUUAUUGGGCUGCCUCAGAGUGUAUGCAGGAUUUCAACACUAUGUUCACCAAUUGUUAUAUCUACAACAAGCCCACUGAUGAUAUUGUCCUAAUGGCACAAACGUUGGAAAAGAUCUUCCUACAGAAAGUGGCAUCAAUGCCACAAGAGGAACAAGAGCUUGUGGUGACCAUCCCUAAGAAUAGCCACAAGAAGGGGGCCAAAUUGGCAGCACUCCAGGGCAGCAUCACCAGUGCCCAUCAGGUGCCUGCAGUUUCUUCUGUGUCCCACACAGCCUUAUAUACUCCACCUCCUGAAAUACCUACCACUGUCCUCAACAUUCCCCACCCGUCAGUCAUCUCUUCUCCCCUUCUCAAGUCCUUACACUCUGCUGGACCCCCACUCCUUGCUGUGUCUGCAGCUCCCCCAGCCCAGCCCCUUGCCAAGAAAAAAGGCGUAAAGCGGAAAGCAGAUACUACCACACCUACCCCUACAGCCAUUCUGGCUCCCGGUUCCCCAGCUAGCCCCCCUGGGAGUCUUGAGCCCAAGGCAGCACGUCUUCCCCCUAUGCGUAGAGAGAGUGGCCGCCCCAUCAAGCCCCCACGCAAAGACUUGCCUGACUCUCAGCAACAACACCAGAGCUCCAAGAAAGGAAAGCUGUCAGAACAGUUAAAACAUUGCAAUGGCAUUUUGAAAGAGUUACUCUCUAAGAAGCAUGCUGCCUAUGCCUGGCCUUUCUAUAAACCAGUGGACGCUUCUGCUCUUGGCCUGCAUGACUACCAUGACAUCAUUAAGCACCCCAUGGACCUCAGCACUGUCAAGCGGAAGAUGGAGAAUCGUGAUUACCGGGAUGCACAGGAGUUUGCUGCUGAUGUGCGGCUUAUGUUCUCCAACUGCUAUAAGUACAAUCCCCCAGACCACGAUGUUGUGGCCAUGGCACGAAAGCUACAGGAUGUAUUUGAGUUCCGUUAUGCCAAGAUGCCAGAUGAACCACUGGAACCAGGGCCUUUACCAGUCUCUACUGCCUUGCCACCUGGGUUGGCUAAAUCCUCUUCAGAGUCCUCCAGCGAGGAAAGCAGCAGUGAGAGCUCUUCUGAGGAAGAAGAGGAAGAAGAUGAGGAGGAUGAAGAGGAAGAAGAAGAGAGUGAAAGCUCUGACUCUGAGGAAGAAAGGGCUCAUAGAUUGGCUGAACUACAGGAGCAGCUUCGGGCAGUACAUGAACAACUGGCUGCCCUGUCCCAAGGUCCAAUAUCCAAGCCAAAGCGGAAGAGAGAAAAAAAAGAGAAAAAGAAGAAACGGAAGGCAGAGAAGCAUCGAGGCCGAGCUGGGGUUGAUGAAGAUGACAAGGGACCUCGGGCACCCCGCCCAUCUCAGCCCAAAAAGUCCAAGAAAGCAAGUGGCAGUGGGGGUGGCAGUGCUGCUACACUAGGCCCCCCUGGCUUUGGACCUUCUGGAGGAAGUGGCACCAAACUGCCCAAAAAGGCCGCGAAGACAGCCCCACCUGCCCUGCCUACAGGCUAUGAUUCAGAGGAGGAAGAAGAAAGCAGACCCAUGAGUUAUGAUGAAAAGCGGCAGUUGAGUUUAGACAUCAACAAAUUACCUGGGGAGAAACUUGGUCGAGUUGUGCACAUAAUCCAGGCCAGAGAGCCUUCUUUGCGUGACUCAAACCCAGAAGAGAUUGAGAUUGAUUUUGAAACCCUCAAGCCAUCCACACUUAGAGAGCUUGAGCGCUACGUUCUCUCCUGUCUACGAAAGAAACCUCGGAAGCCCUAUACCAUUAAGAAACCUGUGGGAAAGACAAAGGAGGAACUGGCUUUGGAAAAGAAGCGGGAACUAGAAAAGCGGUUACAGGAUGUCAGUGGGCAGCUCAAUUCCACCAAAAAGCCCCCCAAGAAAGCAAGUGAGAAAACCGAGUCAUCGUCAGCACAGCAGGUAGCAGUGUCCCGCCUCAGUGCUUCCAGCUCCAGCUCCGAUUCCAGCUCCUCCUCUUCAUCGUCCUCUUCUUCGGACACCAGUGAUUCAGACUCAGGCUAAGGGGCCAGGCCAGAUGGGGCAGGAGGCUCCGCAGGACCGGACCCCUAGACCACCCUGCCCCGCCCCUUCCCCCCCUUUCUGUGACACUUCCUCAUCUCAUCCCCCCUCCCCCCCACUGUAGGAGAGCUGGCUCUGCAGGGGGGGAGGGGCGCAGGGACAUUUACUGAAGGAGGGACUUAAAUGGACAAAAGAAGAUUGAGUUCCCAGCCCCAUUGAGAGUGACCUCUUGGGCAUAGAGCCCCCAUUCAAAAUGACUGGGGCAGGGGUACAGGGUGGGAGUGGGCAAAGGCCCUGAUAACGGGGUUACCUGAGGCCAUAGCUGCCCUGUUCACUUGUAAAGGCCCUGUUUUGAGGUGGUUUGUUCUAAUUUAUUUUAAGCUAGGUAGGGCUGGAGGGAUAUGGGGCCAUGGUCCCCUCAGCCUCCAUGGGGAGGGAAGAAGGGGGAGCUCUUUUUUUACGUUGACUUUUUUUUUCUACUCUGUUUUCCCUUUUCCUUCUGCUCCAUUUGGGGCCCCUGGGGCUAUCAGUCAUCUCCCCAUUUGGUCCCCUGGAUUGUCUUUGUCUCUUGAUUCUAACUUGUAAAUAAAGAAAAUAUUAUUCAAAUUUUGAGUUAGCUUAA